GCGCUGUGGAUAGCAGCGCCACUACGGUCUUCGGGUACACUGGAAGAAAAAAGAAAACAAUCUCAACAAACAGUCAGCGAGAAGAGAGGUGUGAGCAGAGCAGAGCAGAGGACACCCAUUUCAAAUCUUCAGGUAAAAAACAAAAAAAAGCGCCAGUCCCCAAAAACAAAUAAUAACGAAAACAAAAAAUCACAAGAACACUCGUUCAAUUCCUUCACCCGCCACCUCCGAAUCCCUGAGAGCCAUUAAUACCAGAAAGUCAGUCGACACUCCCACAGAGACAAACCUCACAGACAUGCGUUAAACCCAAAUUGGAACUACUGCCGCCACCAACAAACAAACACGGAAACGAUGUCGUUUUUUACCGAGAAAACGUUGAAGAAGAAGAAGAGACCACCAAGGUGGUCACACCUGUGGCUCAAAAACACAAAACCAUUGAAGCAUGCUUUAUUCGCUAUGCAGCUCCAGUCUGUCUCUAGCCCGCCAACGCCAACGCCAACACCCACACUCACACCACAACAGCAGCAACAAGCAGACCCCAACACCAAACUCAGAGACAAAACAGGAACCCUCAUCUCCAAUCUCCCCGAUAUUGACCGUACACUUCUCUUAGGUGAUGAUCUCCUCUUAAAAAUCCUCUCUAAAUUGCCUGAUUCUCAAAGAAACCCUAAUUCACUUGUUUGUAAACGGUGGCUUAAUCUCCAAGGCCGUCUUGUUAGGUCUUUAAAGGUUUUAGAUUGGGAGUUUCUUGAGUCUGGCCGUUUACUUUCAAGAUUCCCAAAUUUGACCCAUGUGGAUUUGCUUAAUGGAUGUGUUGUUAGACCCCAUGAUUGCUGUGUCCGGUUGAGUCAUAGGGUUUUUCAGAUGGAUAUAAAUUCUGGGGUUUCUGGGUUCUUACCGGAUUGGCGUGUUUGCGAAGAGAAUUUGUCGCCUGUUGAGGUUGUUGAUAGAGGGCUUAGAGUUCUGGCUUCAGGUUGUCCGAAUUUGAGAAAGCUUGUAGUGGUUGGUGCCAGUGAGAUAGGGUUGUUAAGUUUUGCUGAAGAUUGUUUGACAUUGCAAGAAUUGGAGUUACAUAAGUGUAAUGAUGAUGCCUUGCGCGGGAUUGCUGCUUGUAUGAAUUUGCAAAUUCUGAAACUUGUUGGAAAUGUGGAUGGAUUUUAUGGUUCUUUGGUUUCGGAUAUUGGGUUAACGAUUUUGGCUCAAGGCUGUAAGAGGUUAGUGAAGCUUGAGUUGAGUGGGUGUGAGGGUAGUUUUGAUGGGAUUAAGGCCAUUGGACAAUGUUGUCAGAUGCUUGAGGAACUCACUAUUUGCGAUCAUAGGAUGGAUUGUGGGUGGUUGGCUGGGCUUUCAUACUGUGAGAAUUUGAAGACUUUGAGGUUUUUGUCGUGUAAGAGAAUUGAUCCCAGCCCAGGGCCGGAUGAGUAUUUGGGUUGUUGUCCAGCUCUUGAGAGGUUGCAUUUGCGGAAGUGUCAAUUGAGAGAUAAAAAGAGCCUUAAAGCCUUGUUUAAGGUGUGCGAAGCUGUGAGGGAGAUUGUUGUUCAGGACUGUUGGGGAUUGGAUAAUGAUAUGUUUAGCAUGGCAAGUAUUUGCAGGAAGGUAAAGUUUUUAUCUCUGGAAGGAUGCUCCUUGUUGACAACAGAAGGCUUGGAAUCAGUACUUCUUACCUGGAAUGAACUUCAACAUUUUAGAAUAGAGUCAUGCAAGAACAUAAAGGAUGGUGAAGUCUCUCCAGCUCUUUCAACCUUUUUCUCUGUUCUUAAGGAGUUGAGAUGGAGGCCAGAUACCAGAUCUCUUCUUGCAUCAAGUCUUAUGGGGACUGGCAUGGGAAAGAAAGGAGGCAAAUUUUUCAAGAAGAAUCCACGCCUCGAUCAUUAUACGCAGAUGAUUCACACAGCUACUUUUUGAGGGUUCCUGAUUUUGUUUUGAAAUGCUGUAUAAUCUUGUAAUCAUCUAUGUUCAUGUAGCCGGUGAACAUGAUGUUGAGAGAGGUUAUAUUAUGCUUCCGUCGUUGCAUGGAAAGGGAUCAGGUGUUCUAUCAAACGAAAUACCAACUAUUCAUUCUGUAAUUAGACCUGGAUAACUGGUCUUCAGAAUGUUGAAUACACAAUGCACAGCUUAUUUCCCGGUUCA
This is a messenger RNA of Populus trichocarpa (black cottonwood), 2130 nucleotides long. RefSeq names its product F-box protein At5g07670. Lineage: Eukaryota; Viridiplantae; Streptophyta; Magnoliopsida; Malpighiales; Salicaceae. Gene Ontology annotation, biological process: SCF-dependent proteasomal ubiquitin-dependent protein catabolic process. The transcript has 2 exons. Gene Ontology annotation, cellular component: SCF ubiquitin ligase complex. The record is from RefSeq and is a predicted model, not a curated record. Gene Ontology annotation, molecular function: protein binding. Bases 352 to 1905 code for a protein of 517 amino acids.